CGAAACGACUGAUACAUAAUGGGAAUGGUAGAGAAAAAGGUAUGAAAUGAAAUAUGAAAUAUGUAGAAGACGUGACAAUGAGUGAAAACAGGGAACCGAAGAUUGAGAACGGCAGUAGACUGCAACGAAGUCGAAACAAGCUGACUCGUUCAGUAAUGGUGAAGGCAAAGGAAAAACGGUACAAUUAAGAACCGAAGUUAAUCGAACGACUAGAAGCGGAAACAGCCGAAGUGGACACAGCAGUGAGAAACAUCACGUAGCCGGUGUUGCUAGGCGGCUUGUCCGAGUCCGAUGGAAGGGAAAAAUUUAGAGGGAGGGGAUCGCCGGUAUAAAAGUCGCGUCAUUGGUGCCGGCGAAUCAGUUGUUGAACUAAAGGAAAGGGUUUUAUUCGUGUUUUUUGUUUUUUCGCUAAAGCGUCUGUUCGAGUGAAAGUUGCACACGUAAAAUAACAUCGAUUCUUUCUAUUCGGGUGUUCGAAAAAUAGUGAUUCACCGCUACUAGGAUUCGUGAAAAUUGUCGGAAAAUUGAUGUAUGUACGUACGUAUUUCGGAGCACUGGAUAGAAACGCGAACUCGUAACACUGUGGUCUUGCGUUUAUUCGAGAAAGGUCGUUUGAACGUGUGUUGAUCGUCUUUGGAACAUGGAGGUUUUACCAUGUCCCGUCAACGUGAAUUUCAGCAAUACCAGAGCUGAGACUGUGACCGAUGAAGUGGAUGGAGCAUGUCAAGCUUUAGCAAAACGACUCGAAGUCGAACUAAGACGAGCAAAACAUGCCCAGCUGGCGUGCGGAGAAGUUCUCCUACCUGCCGAUCUCUUGCCUAGAAUAGCCAGAGAAGUUCUCAGUAUGGCAGAAAAUGAACCCUGUGGUCUUAGAGGUUGUACCUUGUUUAUUAGCUUCGAGACGGACAGCGUGUGUCGAAAAUUAUCAAAAAUACAAUGUGAUCCUAAUGCCGUAUCUACCUUCGAACUAUACUUGACCUUGAAACAGGAUCACACAUCUUGGCACAUUCUGUUGCCUCAAUUUUUGAAAAACCUUACCAAAGGCGGCACCGUCAUGAUCAGUAGGGAUUUCACAUUGGAGAAGAAAAAAUUGUACCGAUCGUAUCAACAAAUGCAGUGAAAAAUUUGAUCGAGUGGACAUCCGCCUCGUUCGAUUUCUGUCGGAAAAAUACGAUGGUUCCGAAAUCAGAAAACUUUUUCAAUCUCUGUGCGAAACGAGCACGACCUAAAUUAUUUUGAUUAAUUCGUUCUAUGUUUGAAUAUCGUGCAUUGUGUAGUUGCUUGGUUUUACCUAACACCUGCCAAAUAUUGCGAUCUCAUCAAAAUUACGUCGAAUUCAAAAAAUGAGUGUCAUGGAGGGGAGAGCGAGAGAGAGAGAGAGAGACAGACUUUGAAAAACCCUAAAACUGGAACAGCAGGAUAUAUCGAAUGCACAUCGAACUGCCAGGAAAUUGUACCAUCGUACUGCUGCGUACCUGUUGACAACGUGGACGCGUUUAGAGAAAUAAUACUUUUCUCAUUGCGAGGAGUCUGAAAGAUGAUCGUGCAAUUUGGCUGUGGUUUUAGCCGUUAACGUCGCAAUCUGUUUAAUGAGACAAGAUCUACGCGUUCAACUAUUGUGAUAACAAUACGAAAUACGAUAACAAAUUUAAGAAUAGGAUUUCGGGUGGCAACUGUUUCUUUGCACGAUUUCAUAGUUUGGGAAGAUUUCGAUCAUUGUCCGUAGUUUUAAAGCAACCCAAGACUAACGAAACUGUAAUAGAAACGUUCGAGGAAAUCGCGUAAAGAGACCUGUUCCGAGUAAAUAGGGAAGAAAGUGCGUACUGCUCGAUUGCUUCGUUCAACGAAAAUGCAACCCGCAAUUAAUAUUUAUUACGAUACUAAGCGCGUACAGUAUUCGCGACUAUGUUAUAUUAUUCGAUAGUUUUUAUCCCUUAAACAUGAUUAUCGGACAUUUGACUUUACAUCCGUCCGAUGUGAGUUUCUACGAUUCAACCCAAUAGAUGUAUUUUGCGUACCGCGUCAUUUGUUUUCCGUCGUUUCGAUGUCUCGAUGCACGAGUUUCUUAAAGGACUUCGUUUACUAUUACGGCAACACAUUACGGAAGUAUAUUUCAAAAAGAAACACGUUACAACUUCGAGCGAAAGCAUUCCUUGCGAAAGUUUGAAAUUAAUGUUAACAGUGGUCUUCCACAAAUAUAUAUAUAUAUAAUACGCGCGCAUGAGCUAAAAUCCAUUAAUAUUAACGUACAAAUUCUAUGUAUGUACAUCAAUUUUGUGCGAGAGUGCGUGUGUGUAUUUGUGCGAGUGUAUGCGCGCGUCGGAUGCGUAUAAAUAUAUAUAUGUGUGUGUAGGUAUACAUAUAUAUGAAUUUAUAAGACUGAUCAGCGUUAGACGAUACAAGUUUCGGAAUAAGUUUUUGUAGUACAAGAAUUUGUGUGUGCGUUUAUCUUUGGAAUAAACAAAAAAAAAGUCAAAAAGGUGCUGAAAAUUGAAGAAUCGGUUUGCAAGCCCCGCGCGGUUCGACUCGAAUCGAGUCGUCGAGAAAAAGAACAUCUUCUCGUUUAAUUCGGAGAUAAACAAAGAAGGCAACGAUAAGGAAAAUAACGACGUAUGCGUGUGAUGUUCAUUUGUAUUGUUAUUAUCGAUUACGUAGAAAACAGAGUAUAAAAUGCUGUUACGUAUAUUUUGUACUUUAGUAAAAAGAAAAUUAGAAAUAACAAAGAGAGAGACUAGUAACAUAACACGAUAGAAUGUUUAAUUUUUAUAUACGUUAUUAUUGUUAGUUAUCGCUUGCUUAAAAACACGGCAGAAAAAUGGCCAAGAAAAACUGCAAGUAGCGGAAAUUUUAUUGUAUUCGUCUUUUCUGUCUAAAGAGAUUUUUGUCGAUGUGCUACCUCGGACCUAUUCAAACUGCUGUCUUUGCGUAUAACAUAUACAUCUUCAUUGAGAUUUUUAUCAUUGUAAGGAGUUUGCGUUUUUCUUCGACUCUUUACCGCCUAUAUGUGAUGUUGACUUUAAUUUGUGAUUUUACUAUUAAAUUCAAGACAGGAAAAUAAAGUUUCAAAUGUUUUACUAUACACGUA
This is a messenger RNA of Megalopta genalis, 3085 nucleotides long. Its product is annotated as protein charybde. NCBI's taxonomy places the organism in Eukaryota, Metazoa, Arthropoda, Insecta, Hymenoptera, Halictidae. Gene Ontology annotation, biological process: negative regulation of signal transduction; regulation of TOR signaling; apoptotic process. The record is from RefSeq and is a predicted model, not a curated record. Gene Ontology annotation, cellular component: cytoplasm.